GCUGCUGCAGCGCGGAGCUUUCCCUGAGUUCUCACUUCGAAGGCUGUGCUCCGCUCACCAUCCAGAGCGGAGAUUCGGACCUUACACUAACUCCCGGAGAAAGACCAGCAAGUGCGCAGAGAGAAGACUGGCGGUGGAGCAUGCAUCUGGAGGGCAGAGACGGCAGGCGGGACCCUGGCACACCGGAGGUGGAGCUCCUGCAGACGUCCGUGCCCCCGGGACUCGCUGAACUUGCCACGGGCAAGCGCAGGCCUCCGCGGGGAGCCGGCGGGGCUGACCCCUCGCUCUCCUGCCCCAGCGGGGCCGCUGGGCAGAGCUCCCGGGCUCCCGCAGGCCAGGAGUUUGCUUCGUUCCUCGCACAGGGGAGGUCUCACUCUCCUUUGCCCCAGAUGUCCAGCUCCAGGUCUAAAGAUUCCUGCUUUACAGAAAACACUCCUUUGCUGAGGAAUUCCUUACAAGAGAAAGGGUCACGGUGCAUACCUGUUUACCAUCCAGAGUUCAUCACUGCCGAAGAGUCUUGGGAAGACGGCUCUGCUGAUUGGGAGCGAAGGUACCUGCUGAGCAGGGAGGUGUCUGGUCUGUCUGCCUCUGCCUCCUCCGAGAAGGGGGACAUUCUGGACAGCCCGCACGUCCGGCUCCGUCUUUCCAAGCUGAGGCGCUGUGUGCAGUGGCUGAAAGUCACGGGCCUGUUUGUCUUUGUGGUGCUGUGCUCUAUUUUGUUCAGCCUGUAUCCAGAUCAAGGAAAGCUCUGGCAGCUGUUGGCCUUGUCACCGCUGGAGAACUACUCCGUGAACCUCAGCAGCCACGGGGACUCCACGCUGCUGCAGGUGGACCUGGCCGGGGCCCUAGUGGCCGGCGGGCCCAGUCGUUCUGGGAGGGAAGAGCGCCUCCUGGUGGAGCUGACCCAGGCCGACACUUCCGGCUCCAGGUGGCGGCGGCCACAGCAGGUCACUCACAACUGGACGGUGUAUUUAAAUCCGAGGAGAAGCGAGCGCUCGGUGAUGAGCAGGACCUUUGAGGUACUGGGCAGAGAGACGGUGUCCAUCAGCAUCCGGGCCUCCCUCCAGCAGACCCAGGCUGUCCCUCUUUUGAUGGCUUAUCAGUACCUCCGUGCGAGUGUAGAAGCCCAAGUGACCAUCGCCACGGCCAUCCUCGCGGGCGUCUACGCGUUGAUCAUAUUCGAGAUCGUGCACAGAACGCUGGCGGCCAUGCUGGGUUCCCUGGCGGCGCUGGCAGCGCUGGCUGUGAUUGGCGACAGACCCAGCCUGACCCAUGUGGUGGAGUGGAUUGAUUUUGAGACGCUGGCCCUGCUGUUUGGCAUGGUAAUCACAGCCCUCCCCGUGGGACUGCGCUCCACGCCUGCGAUGAUCUUAGUAGCCAUAUUUUCAGAAACAGGAUUUUUCGAUUACUGUGCUGUAAAGGCAUACCGGCUCUCCCGGGGACGGGUGUGGGCCAUGAUCAUCAUGCUGUGUCUCAUUGCGGCCGUCCUCUCUGCCUUCUUGGACAACGUCACCACCAUGCUCCUCUUCACGCCUGUGACCAUAAGGUUAUGUGAGGUGCUCAACCUCGAUCCAAGACAAGUCCUGAUUGCAGAAGUGAUCUUCACAAACAUUGGAGGAGCUGCCACUGCCAUCGGGGACCCUCCAAAUGUCAUUAUUGUUUCCAACCAAGAGCUGAGGAAGAUGGGCCUGGACUUUGCCGGAUUCACUGCACACAUGUUCCUUGGGAUUUGCCUUGUUCUCUUGGUCUCCUUUCCACUCCUCAGACUGCUUUACUGGAACAGAAAGCUUUAUAACAAGGAGCCCAGUGAGAUUGUUGAACUGAAGCACGAGAUUCACGUCUGGCGCCUGACCGCUCAGCGCAUCAGCCCGGCCAGCCGCGAGGAGACUGCCGUGCGCCGCCUGCUGCUGGGGAAGGUGCUGGCCCUGGAGCACCUGCUCGCCCGGAGGCUGCACACCUUCCACAGACAGAUCUCACAGGAGGACAAAAAUUGGGAGACCAAUAUCCAGGAACUCCAGAAAAAGCAUAGGAUAUCCGACGGGAUCCUGCUCGCCAAAUGCCUGACCGUGUUGGGAUUUGUUAUCUUCAUGUUUUUCCUCAAUUCGUUUGUCCCUGGCAUUCAUCUUGAUCUUGGAUGGAUUGCUAUCCUGGGUGCCAUCUGGUUGCUAAUUUUAGCUGAUAUUCAUGAUUUUGAGAUAAUUCUACACAGAGUGGAAUGGGCAACGCUUCUAUUUUUUGCAGCGCUCUUUGUUCUGAUGGAGGCGUUGGCACAUCUCCACUUAAUAGAAUAUGUUGGAGAACAAACUGCUUUGCUAAUAAAGAUGGUCCCAGAGGAGCAGCGCCUCACGGCCGCCAUCGUCCUGGUGGUGUGGGUCUCAGCCCUGGCGUCGUCCCUGAUUGACAACAUCCCAUUCACCGCUACCAUGAUUCCCGUGCUCCUGAACCUGAGCCGCGACCCUGAGGUCGGCCUGCCCGCGCCGCCGCUCAUGUAUGCCCUGGCCUUCGGCGCCUGCCUGGGAGGUAACGGGACGCUGAUUGGCGCGUCGGCAAACGUGGUGUGUGCAGGAAUUGCAGAGCAGCAUGGAUAUGGGUUCUCCUUCAUGGAAUUUUUCAGGUUGGGCUUCCCAAUGAUGAUUGUGUCCUGCAUCGUUGGGAUGUGUUAUCUUCUUGUGGCUCAUGUGGUGGUGGGAUGGAAUUAAUAGACAUCCAUCUGUCACUCGAAAACUAAAGGAAACUUCAUCCAUCACAACCCAUCAGUCAUAAAACUACCCUGACACCACUGUUUGGAGAAGAAAAGGUGCUUACCCUGGAGAUGCUAUGGAGACACAGUGGAAUAAACCUUGACACUAACACUCAUUCCGGUGAAUGCUGGAACACCGUGGCCUCCUCUUUGUGUCCUUUCUCCCCAAGGACAAAAUGUAGAAAAUGUGAGAUAACUUACUCGAGAUUCUCCUCCAGAAAAAUACGUAUGUUUCAAAACCCUUCCUGCUAUACAUAGGAAAAGACACACAUGCACCCAAAAUUGCUUGUGCUGUUUAAUUGUCAAUUCUCUUGAGGCUAAACACAGUUUGUUUUUUCUUGUAAUCACUUUUCAUGUUAAAAUAACCAGCACUCAAAUUGUAUGCUCUCUGAAUAUAGACUUUCUGGGAAAAGGUUUACUGCUUAUAAGGAAACAUUUUAUAUAUUAAACUGUUCCUUGAUAAAA
This is a messenger RNA of Cercocebus atys (sooty mangabey), 3205 nucleotides long. RefSeq names its product oculocutaneous albinism II (gene OCA2). Gene Ontology annotation, biological process: melanin biosynthetic process; melanocyte differentiation; transmembrane transport. The transcript is spliced from 24 exons. The coding region runs from base 141 to 2699 and encodes 852 amino acids. Gene Ontology annotation, cellular component: melanosome membrane. The record is from RefSeq and is a predicted model, not a curated record. Lineage: Eukaryota; Metazoa; Chordata; Mammalia; Primates; Cercopithecidae.